AUGGUUGUCAGCCGGUCCCCGGGGGCUCACCUGGCAAAGUGCGACAUCGCAGAAGCUUUCAGGAUCGUCCCAGUACACCCGAGCGACUACCAUCUGCUGGGGUUUUCUUAUGGGGGCAAGUACUACUACGAGAAGAUGCUCAGCAUGGGAGCCGCCCCCUCCUGCCGGAUCUUCGAGUCCUUCUCCAGUGCCCUGCAAUGGAUCCUCGCCGAGAAGUACGGGGUCUGCGACGUCGUGAAGGUAUUGGACGACUUCCUCUUCGUCAGUUUCACGUUCGACGAGUGCCAGCGAAGCCUGAGGGUGUUCACUGCCCUCUGCGAGCGUCUGGGGGUCCCCUUGGCACCUCACAAAACGCAGGGCCCGUGCUCCUGCCUCACGUUCCUGGGGCUGGAGAUUGAUGCUCACAGGAUGGAAACAAGACUACCAGAGGACAAGAGAACGAAGUACACGGCAGCGGUCGAAGUCGCGAUGAGUCAGGAGCGCAUCCCUCUCCGAGAUCUGCAGGCGAUCAUCGGGAAGUUGCAAUUCGCCACCGCGGUAAUCCCGGGAGGACGGGCCUUCUUGCGUCGUCUGCACCCGCUUACGCGAGGCCCACAGCGUCCCUCGCGCCUAUGCCAUUUGGACGCGGAGGCUAAGCACGAUCUCGUCGCCUGGCGCUCCUUCCUCACUGAUUUCAAUGGAGUAACAGUUUUUCCCCCAGAUGGCGGGUGGGGAAACGCCCCAUCACUUUCAAUGUGUGCAGAUGCUUCUUCCAAGGGACGCUGCCGCCCUUGUUCCUGCGAGAAGCAGGCCUCGCCGAGACGCCGACAACAGUUCCUGCGCACCUCCUGCCCUGCAACUUCACCCUGCAACUGUGAGGACCCUAUUCAACUCCCUGCAGCCAGCGACGAGGCGUACUUACAGGGCUAA
Procambarus clarkii (red swamp crayfish) is the source of this 909-nucleotide messenger RNA. The record is from RefSeq and is a predicted model, not a curated record. NCBI's taxonomy places the organism in Eukaryota, Metazoa, Arthropoda, Malacostraca, Decapoda, Cambaridae.